GGCUCAUCCCACAGCCUGACCCAGCCACAUAACUGGGCAGUGCUGUCACAGGGAGGGCUGCACAUAUAAAUGUGCUGGGGGCAGGGUGGCUCACACCUCGCUCUGCCCGGCCAGGGAUGCUGAUCCGGGGGGGAUGAGUGCCCAUCACCCAGCAGAGCCACCCUCACACUGCUCCAAGGCACUGUUUUCCUUCCAGUCUAAACACUCCUGUCCUGAGUUGGAGCCACCAAAUAAUCUAGCAGUUUAAUCCAAGAUGCAGCAUGGCCUGGUGACCUCCUGACCCUCACUGUACCCCGUGUCCAUCGUGCUCCAACCCCUCUGGAGUUAUAAAUACUCCACAACACAGCCUGGCCUGAAUUAUAAUUAGACAGUGAGCCAAGAGGAUGGAAACAAUGGACUAUAAAAGCCUGGCUAUCCCCCCAGGCAGGACCUGCACACUGGGCAGCACUGGAAUGGGCGAGUCACCAGCAGCUGUGACAGCAAAGCUGAGGAUUUCCUCCAAACUGGAUCCAGAGCAUCCCUCAGCACCUCGUGCUCCCAUUGCCAGGUUUUACACAGCCCUGGUCAAGGGGGACCUGAGGAGCCUCCAGGUCCUGACUGAGAGAUACCACCAGGAUGUCAACCUGGUCUUUGAGAUCAGCAGGAACGAGCUGGAGUGGCAGGUGAAAAGCCAAGCCUCCUAUGGACUCUCAGGGCUGUGGGCUCUGGAGGAGAGGCAGGAGCUGAGCACCCCGCUGUGCCUCGCCGCCCGCCACGGGCACCCCGAGUGCCUGCGCCACCUCCUGCGCCGCGGGGCCGACCCCAACCUGGCCCCGGGGGGACAGGGCCCCCUGCACGAGGCCUGCCGGGGGGGGCACAGCCACUGCGUGGAGCUGCUGCUGGAGUACAAAGCCAACCCCAACCUGCGGAGCGAGGAGGGGCUGGCCCCGCUGCACCUCUGCGCCAGCCCCGGCUCGCUGCGGUGUGCCAGGCUGCUGCUGAGGCGCGGGGCGGCCGUGGACCUGCCGAGCGAGGCGGGAGGGGACACGGCCCUGCACGUGGCCGCCAGGCACCGCCUGUGGCACCACCCCGACGGCGUGUCCCCGCUGGGCUGGGCCCUGCACGGGGCUGCGGGCCACAGGGAGCUGCGCCCCCACCUCACCGUCCAGCUGCUGCUCAACCACGGCUCCCAGAGGAUAUGGCCCCACGCCUUCGCCAAGGUGCUGAAAUCCUGCGCGGCCGUGCCAGAGGUCAUCGAGGUCCUCUUCAAUUCCUACUCCCAAAUCCCCGUCUGCCAGGAGUGGGCCAAGGCCGUGCCACAGGAGGUGUUCCAGCAGCACCGGGUUUUCUACGAGUCGCUCCGGGGGCUGGCGGGCACAGCCCGCUGCCUGCAGCACUGGUGCCGCUCCGCCCUCCGCAGCAGCUUGGGGAGCCGCUGCCACUCCCUCGUCCCCCUGCUGCCCCUGCCCAGGGCUCUGCAGGGCUUCCUGCUGCUGGAGCCCCAGGGAGUCGUGCUGUGAGGGGGCACACCCAGGGGCAAAUCCUCCCGUGGAGCACAGGAGCAUCCCUUGGUGCCGGGGAGCCACGGAGCGCCGCCUCUCCUGGUGGAUGGGACUCAAACGGGCUUUCGGCUGGAAAUUUGUAAAGAUUUUCUUCUCUUUUUUUUUUGUACCUUCUAAUCCUGCUCUACAUAGAUUAUAAAGAGUAAUACAGUGAUUAGGAAUGAUGCUCAUUGUAGAGGAUCCCUCAGGUGUGCAAAGGGAGGGGACUCAAACCAGCCCAGCAUCAAAUCCCCCGGGAUAAACCUCACCUGGGAGUGGCACAGGCACAAGAUGCAAACUCCAGUGGCAUCAACAGAGACCCUAAAAUAGAUUUAAAAUUCAAUUUUUAAUUUUUUUUUUGUUUUGUUUUAAUGUCGGAACGGCCAAGAAUGUUGCGGUUGUUCCAUGCAGGAGGGUGGCACAACUCCCUGCAUCUCCCAUGGGAUGCACCAGCCCCUCCCAGACCCCUUGUGCCUGUCACGGUCCCCAGGCUGCCUCAGGGAGGAGCUGGAAAACCCAGAAUGAGGGAGUUUGGGUCUCCAUUUCCCACAGUGACCUGGCCAAAGGGACCAGGAGGAGCGAGGAUUUGUUUUCCCCACACCCUCAGGCUCCCCAGGUUAAUUCCUGCUGAACCAAAGGACGUGCAUCCCUUGGGAGAACAGCUGCCCUCAUGCCACAGCGCUCCCCAAAAUUCUUCCAGUGCCGAGUUACACUUGCUUUUGGCUGAUUUUUUUGUUGUUUGU
This is a messenger RNA of Ficedula albicollis (Collared flycatcher), 2263 nucleotides long. It is a transcript of the gene ASB18, whose product is annotated as ankyrin repeat and SOCS box containing 18. Lineage: Eukaryota; Metazoa; Chordata; Aves; Passeriformes; Muscicapidae. The record is from RefSeq and is a predicted model, not a curated record. Gene Ontology annotation, biological process: intracellular signal transduction. The transcript has 7 exons. Gene Ontology annotation, molecular function: protein binding. The coding region runs from base 384 to 1499 and encodes 371 amino acids.